Molecule: messenger RNA, 1642 nt
Organism: Danaus plexippus (monarch butterfly)
Lineage: Eukaryota; Metazoa; Arthropoda; Insecta; Lepidoptera; Nymphalidae
Gene: CPH3
Product: pupal cuticle protein PCP52-like
Exons: 5
Coding region: 115-1536 (473 amino acids)
Source: RefSeq, a predicted model, not a curated record
UGGCCGAAUGUCAAAACGUACUUCCUUAAUUCUUCCCGCGUCUGUGGUGAUUUUAUUUUUAUUCAUAAAUCGAUAAUCCUGUUUGUAAUAUAAAUAUAAAAACGGUGUGCUCUGAUGAGAGAACUAUCAGUAGCCUUCGAGACAUCCGACACAAUGAGAGUACUGGUUCUGUCUGCCCUCUUGGCCUGCGUGUCAGCUGCACCAUCUCACUUGGUGCCAAUAGGACUGGCUGCGCUACCAGUGGCUGCGCUACCAGUAGCCGUGCCAACAGUGCCUUCUGGGGAUCUGCAGGCAGCUCUUAUUGAUGCUCAGGUCAAAAUCAACGACCAGGCCCAAGAGUUGGUAGAUCAGGCCAGAGCACGAGCUGAACUGGUCGUGGAGAAUCAAAAUGAAGGAGUUCCGGAAGCUAACGAUCUUGUCAAGGAGAAAUCCGAAGAAGCAUUUUGGGCAGCUGAGGAGAAAAAAUGGCAAGCACUUAAUGAGGCUCAAGUAGCUGCCGCUAAAUUAGACGCUUCUGUGUCUAGUAAUAUCGCUGCUUACAAAGAUGCUCAAGUAUUACCCUAUGCUGCUAUUGGAAGCCCAAUGAUUGCUGCAGUAGUUCCUAACGCUGCUGGUGCAAGCGCUGUAUCUUCUGGCGAAGAAAAAGCUGAUGUCAAAAGCGCGGAUGCUUCUGAAGUCAAGAGUGCCGAAGGUGAAGUUAAAAGCGAAGCUAUUUCCGAAAUCAAAAGUGAAGACAAAGAGAGUGUUGAGGUUAAACACAACAAUCGAGUGAAAGAGAUAGAAGAUGUGGAAAGGGCGGAGGAAGAAGAGAUAAUCCAAACUCAAAAUGCAAGAGUUCAGGAAGGUUGUGACAUCGCAAAAGAAAAAUAUAAAGAAGCUUCUUGGGCUUUGGAGGAAAAGAAAUUUCAAGCAUUGAGUAAUACUCCAAUAGGCGCAGCUACAGUUGAUACAUCUACUACUACACUUCUUGUCCCUAAUACGGAUUAUAUUGCUGAAACCGGUAAAAAUAAUUACAAAAAAUUAGACGCCUUAGAUGUUAUGAUAUCUGAUAUCGCAAAUAAUAACAAAGAGAGAGUCGAAUGUAUCAGUGCCGACCUAAUGAGUGAAGUUGCAAACACUAACGAGACAACCAAAGAAAUAAAUAUUUCUAACGCAGAAAGGUCAGAGAGGUCCAGCGCGUAUAAGGAACCAAUCAUCGAUGAAUUGGUGAAGCUUGGAGAUGAAAUCCAAAAGUCGGUAGAUCUCGCUCAAGAACUCCUUAUAAAGCUAGAGGAGAAACUGAGGCAAAGAAAGCUCAAAGACAAAGAACUUGCUAGGCGAAAGUCCGAAGAAGACGCAUUUGCUGCAGACAAAAAGAAAUGGCAAUCUCCAAGUGAAGAUCAGCUCUCUGUUGCAAGUUCUAGCACGAGAGAUAUGGACGGUAGAAUAAUGUCUCAAACUUUCUCUUCUAUUAUUGUUGAAAAACAAAUUUUUCAGGUGACUAAGGAUACUGAUGAUCCUGAGGUUACUGAACCCAGUAACAGCGAAAAACUGUAAAUGACAGAACUGUUUCGAGCUUCAUGGGCAUGGCAUGCUGGUCAGUAGAUUUUUAACACUUGCAACGAGUUCAGUCAAUAUAAUGAAAUAUAUGAUUUUUUUCUUA